AUGGAUGAUAGAAAUCGCAAAGAGGAGCGCAAGCCUAAAGAUCUAGCCCACCUUGAAGUUGUUAUUUCGCUUGCUUCAAUUCAUACUUCACAAAUGAAUGCCGUGCAUAUACUCUCCGAUCUGGCGGAGUAUCCGGAAUAUUUUGGACCUCUACGCGAAGAGAUCGAAACGGACAAGAACUCGUACUAUAAACUCGAGAAACUCGAUUCUUUCAUGCGUGAGUCGCAACGCAGGAACCCCCCUACCUUGCUCUCCUACCACCGGAUUAUGCAGAAAGACUUCGUCUUACAGGAUGGAACCCUUCUCCCCAAAGAUGCGCACAUCACCGUGGCGGUCGACGAGAUUCAAAAUGACAGCUGUGUCACUCCCGACCCUAUGAGAUUUGACCCGUUUCGGUAUUACAGACUACGGCAAGAAGAUGGCCAUAACCACCUGCAUCAAUUCGCCACGACUGAGCCCAACAUCUUAAACUUCGGUCACAGGAAAUAUGCAUGCCCAGAGCGCUUCUUCGCUGCUCUCGAAAUAAAGACGAUUCUAGUUCGGCUGAUCAUGGACUACGAUUGGAAGCUCCCUGAUGGACAAGGUAGGCCAGAGAAUCUCAAGGCGCACGAGUUCAUUUUUCCAAAUCAGGAAGGCGUUUUGCAGAUGAAGGUUCGAAGACAUUGA
Molecule: messenger RNA, 666 nt
Organism: Lindgomyces ingoldianus
Lineage: Eukaryota; Fungi; Ascomycota; Dothideomycetes; Pleosporales; Lindgomycetaceae
Product: cytochrome P450
Exons: 2
Coding region: 1-666 (221 amino acids)
Molecular function (GO): oxidoreductase activity, acting on paired donors, with incorporation or reduction of molecular oxygen; iron ion binding; heme binding
Source: RefSeq, a predicted model, not a curated record